AUGAGUUUACCUACUCCUUCGUCUUCUAACUCGACAACUGGAGGAUUUUCUAUCCCUCAACCUGGAGCGUCACUGCUUUUGUCCUUCUCUUUCAGACCAUCACCGUACUCUCAACCAGCACCCUUUUUCAUCCUUGGUUCUGGACCUUUAGCCGCACAACGUGCUUUUGCCGCAAUCGAAGCCAACGCUUCCGUUGUUGUCCUCGGAAAAGGUAACUUAAAAACCGUUUGCGAAGAACUCAGAUGGAGAGUAAACCACGGGCAGGUUAGCUGGGUUGAUCUAGACCAAUUUUCCGACAUUGCACACGAUACAGAACUCGUGAACCCGGAUCUUGUGGAUACAUUCGCUCUGGACAAAUAUUUUUCCGGCCUCCCGCCUUCAGUCUCCCCGAAGUUCCUUUGUAUAACAGAUACGUUACUCUCCACCACAACCCGUCGAUCCCGAGCGUCCGCUCGCUCCAUUCACACUCUUUGCCAUUCCCGGAAUAUUAACGUCAACACGACAGAUUAUCCUGAUUUAUGCGACUUUUCGUUCGCUACUGCAUAUCGAUUCCCGGAUCCCCCAGUAAUCUCAGGAGGCUCUUCAUCUGCACACCUCCCCACUAACGGGGGAGCACUCCAAAUAGCAAUUACUACAAACGGUCAAGGAUGUCGCCUCGCUGGACGUAUCAAGCGCGAAAUUGUGGCUCGAUUACCGAGAGAUGUUGGCAAGGCUGUCGGGAAUGUAGGAAAGAUGAGAGCAUUGGCAAAGGAGAGGGACAGGAAUGCAGAACAAAUAUCCCCUUCUAUCCUUGGGUUUUCAAGCCCUUCAGCGACGGAAGAUUCCGAAGAACUCGAUCCUUGUGCAGACACUGAUACAGCACCUACGCCAAAUUCACCUGUACCCCAGCGUCCAGGUCGGACGGAUUCCAUUCAAGAGAAUGGUUUGAGCCCAGAUGUUGAAACAACCGCUGACCGCACACGCCGGCGAAUGAAAUGGGUUGCCCAGAUUAGUGAAUAUUGGCCGCUUGAAAAGCUUGCUGCCAUGACAGAAAAAGACAUGAAGGGGUAUCUAGAGGAUGAGGGUGCAGAAACAGAAACAAAAGCAGAGGUAGAUCCUUCCAUAACUCCGAUGGAGACUCAUUUGAGUUGCAUGGCAAUUACGAAGUCGCAAUUACCACCAUUUUCUGUACCACCCCCUCCUCCGACCUCAAUACAUUCAAUAUUCCCAUCACCACCCAACCCCAUCAAACCCGGACAGAUCCUGCUUAUUGGAUCCGGUCCCGGCCACCCUUCCCUCCUCACCAUCGCAGCCCAUCGUGCUCUCACCGAACUAGCUGAUAUUGUAUUAGCGGACAAGCUCGUUCCCGCUGCAGUUUUGGCGCUGAUACCGAGCAGGGUUGAGGUAGUGAUUGCAAAGAAAUUUCCAGGGAAUGCAGAUAGGGCUCAGCAGGAGAUGAUGGAGAGAGCCUUGAAGGAAGCCAGGAAGGGGAGAUGUGUUGUCAGAUUAAAACAAGGCGAUCCAGCAAUAUACGGUCGUUUCGGUGAGGAAAUUCUAUACUUCCGCAACCCACCCCCUCGGUCUCCUUCUACCACCACUCCUGCCGUAGAUCAUCCUCCGUUACCACCCACACUCGUAAUCCCCGGAGUCUCCUCUGCUCUAGCUGCUCCGACAAUGUUCGACAUACCCUGUACCCAACGUGGCGCUUCCACAUCCUUCCUGAUCACAACACCCGUCGGUAAGGGCGGCAAGAUGCUCGACAUGCCCAAAUACGAACGUGCUCGAACGGUGGUCGUGCUUAUGGGUGUCGCUAGACUAAGAAGCGUCGUCAAAACCUUAAUCGGCUCAGGGAAAGAUGCCGGCGAUUACCCUCCUUACCUCCCGAUAGCUAUAAUCGAACGCGCUUCGAUGCCUGACCAGAGAGUGGUAGAAUCUACUCUGGAAGACAUUGAGCACGCAAUGGAGAGUGCUGAGGUUGGGGCGCAAAGACCCCCUGGGAUGAUGGUUAUCGGAUGGAGUGUGUCGGCACUUUGGGGAGAUGGAAAUGUGGACGUUCUGAAUGAAGGUGAUGAUGGGGAGGGUGAAAGUUUAGAAAAGCGUGCUAGUGAGCGUACUGGCAUUCUACGGGAGGCUAGUAAGGCUAUCGAGGGAGAAUUUCGGGAGAAGAACGAACAAGAGAUGAAACAAAGUGAAGGUACACAGAUAGGUAAUCCAGAGGAUGUCAGACGUGUACGAAAUUGGUUAGGCGAUGGUGUACGUUGGAGGGUUCGUGAGGGCCUUGCCUCUACUUGGGAUAUGUUCAACAUUAAUUCCGAGUGA
Lentinula edodes (shiitake mushroom) is the source of this 2298-nucleotide messenger RNA. Its product is annotated as tetrapyrrole methylase. NCBI's taxonomy places the organism in Eukaryota, Fungi, Basidiomycota, Agaricomycetes, Agaricales, Omphalotaceae. The record is from RefSeq and is a predicted model, not a curated record. The coding region runs from base 1 to 2298 and encodes 765 amino acids. Gene Ontology annotation, molecular function: uroporphyrin-III C-methyltransferase activity. Gene Ontology annotation, biological process: siroheme biosynthetic process. The transcript has 2 exons.